Messenger RNA from Uloborus diversus, 780 nucleotides. RefSeq names its product myoneurin-like. Bases 1 to 780 code for a protein of 259 amino acids. Lineage: Eukaryota; Metazoa; Arthropoda; Arachnida; Araneae; Uloboridae. The record is from RefSeq and is a predicted model, not a curated record. Gene Ontology annotation, cellular component: nucleus. The transcript is spliced from 2 exons.
AUGGCAACUGAUUCAAUCCUGAGCUUGAAAGGACCAGAAGAUAGCUUCCACAAAGACAACCCUUCUUCAUAUGAAAUCCUAGCUACUGCUUCGAUCCUGAAUUUGAAAGGACAAGAUGAUAUCCUUUCUGAAGAAAACCCCUGCUCAUCUGAAAUUCUAGCAACCGAUUUGAUCGUGAGCUUGAAAAGUCAAAAAAACAACUUAUCUGAAGAAAACCACUGCUCAUCUGAAACAUUAGCAAGUGAUUCGAUCCUGAGCUUGAAAGAACAAGAAGACAUCCUUCCUGAAGAAAACAACUGCUCGUCUGAAAUUAUAGCAACUGAUUCCGUCCUGAACUUGAGAGGACAAGAAGACAUCGUUGCUGAAGAAAACCACUGCUCAUCUGAAAUUUUAGCAACUGAUUCGAUCCUGAGCUUGAAAGGACAAGAAGACAUCGUCGCUGAAGAAAACCCCUGCUCAUUUGAAAUUCUAGCAACUUAUUCGAUCCUGAGCUUGAAAGGACAAGAAGACAUUGUUGUUGAAGAAAACCUCUGCUCAUCUGAAACAAAAAAUAUAAACUCUCAUACGGACAAAAAACUGCAUUUUUGUGAAAUUUGCUCAAAGAAGUUUGUUAAACAUUCGGACUUGAUGAGACAUUUAAGAAUUCAUACCGGAGAAAAACCGUAUGCUUGUGAAAUAUGUCCCAAGGCAUUUGCUCAACUUUCAUCCUUGAACUCACAUAUGAAAGUCCACCCCGGAGAAAAACCAUAUUCUUGUGGACCGGGCAGCGCAGCUAGUUAA